This is a messenger RNA of Zootoca vivipara (common lizard), 1550 nucleotides long. RefSeq names its product DNA polymerase beta (gene POLB). Gene Ontology annotation, biological process: base-excision repair; double-strand break repair via nonhomologous end joining. Gene Ontology annotation, molecular function: DNA binding; DNA-directed DNA polymerase activity. Lineage: Eukaryota; Metazoa; Chordata; Lepidosauria; Squamata; Lacertidae. Gene Ontology annotation, cellular component: nucleus. The record is from RefSeq and is a predicted model, not a curated record.
UUGGAGCCUAAUAGGCAACUUCUGCCUUCUGGAGCAACCGAAUGACGCUGCGGCUCAUGGGAAUUGUAGUCCAAAGCUCCUGGAAGGCCCCCGUUUGCCAGGAAGGCUAGUCUAAAUUUGCUUAGCUGCCCCGCCGGCCGGCGAAGCCGGCUUCCUCGGAGCGCCGCCGGAAGGGUGCCGGGGCCUGCGCCCAUCGCCCAUCGCCCAUCGCCGCUGCUUCGGGCCUGCGAGUCCUGCUGGGGCGGGAGCGGCCUGGUCCCCGCGAUGAGUAAGAGGAAGGCGCCACAGGAGAACCCCAACGAGGGCAUCACGGACUUCCUGAGCGAACUGGCCAACUAUGAGAGGAAUGUGAACAGGGCCAUCCACAAGUACAAUGCUUACAGGAAGGCAGCCUCUGUGAUAUCGAAAUAUCCAAGCAAGAUCAAAAGUGGAGCUGAAGCAAAGAAGCUGGAUGGAGUCGGAGCUAAAAUUGCAGAAAAGAUUGAUGAGUUUUUAUCUACUGGAAAACUACGAAAGCUGGAAAAGAUUCGACAGGAUGAUACGAGCUCUUCUAUCAAUUUCCUGACCAGAGUCAGCGGCAUAGGGCCUGCGGCUGCCAGGAAGUUUGUGGACGAAGGGAUUAAAACUCUGGAAGAUCUAAAAAAAAAUGAGCACAAACUGAACCAUCAUCAGCGAAUUGGAUUGAAGUACUUUGAAGACUUUGAGAAAAGAAUUCCUCGUAAAGAGAUGUUAGAGAUGCAGGAAAUCGUUUUGAGCGAGGUAAAGAAAGUGGACCCCACAUAUAUUGCUACAGUGUGUGGCAGUUUCCGUCGAGGUGCAGAAUCAAGUGGGGACAUGGAUAUUCUUUUGACCCAUCCAAACUUCACUUCAGAAUACUCCAAACAGCCAAAGCUUUUGCAUCAAGUGGUCGAACAACUGGAAAACAUCCACUUCAUUACAGAUACGCUUUCGAAGGGAGACACCAAGUUCAUGGGAGUGUGUCAGCUCCCAAGCAAAGAUGAGGAAACUGGUUACCCUUACAGGAGGAUUGAUAUCAGGAGGGCGUUCCAGAGGGUGGGCGUGACUACCGAGAAGGCCCUCCGCCAGAUUCCCUGUAACCUCACUUCACCAGUCACCAGUCUGGCUGCCGUGUUCCAGGUUGAUUCCCAGGGAUCAGUAUUACUGUGGAGUUCUGUACUUCACUGGAAGCGACAUAUUCAACAAGAACAUGAGAACCCAUGCUCUGGAAAUGGGCUUCACCCUCAAUGAAUACACAAUUCGGCCCUUGGGUAUCACCGGAGUUGCUGGGGAGCCCCUCCUUGUCAACAGUGAGAAGGACAUCUUUGACUACAUCCAGUGGAAGUAUCGCGAGCCAAAGGAGCGGAGCGAAUAACUGCUCUCCCAAUCCCAGGCACUUUGAAAAGCUAAUUUCUGCAGUUGAGGUGGUGGCAAUCUAGCCUGAGACUGUAAUUUAUUGCUUAAUCCUGUUGAGGAAGUGGGGGUGUGGUUCAUUUUUAAAUGCCUUUGAAACUUUGCAUCAGUGUGUGCUGUAAUUAAAAUGCUAGCUGGUG